AUUCUCUCUGUUCAGUGUGUUGUGUCACUUUGCAAUAAGUUGUAUCCACAACACAACACAAGUGUUCACUCUUCACUUCCAGUGUUUCCCAACAACACAUUCUUCUUCUUCUUCUUCUUUUCACUCUUCUCUGACUUCGAUCACCAUCCAUUCAUGUACGCGGCAGAGGUUUUCCGCGUCUUCGCCGUGCGCGGCGGCAACGCUUCUCCGGCGGUGGCUCCCACCACCAACUGCUUAAAAAUCGCAGCUUUCAGCACACCCACUUUCCGUAACAGCGUGAAUGCGAGGUGGGCGAAGGCUUUGACGCUCUGUCGCUGCAGUGUUGACUCAAAGUCCUCCGUCGGCGACGAAGUUUUCUCGGUGACUCAGUCGAACAAGUCCGACGUGGACUACCUCGGAGAGAGCACCAAAGGUGAUUUGAACGUCAAGUUGGAGCAUCUUGAGGCUUUUGGAAUUGAUGGUCAUGCUUCAUUAGAUGGUCCAAUUGAGGAAGUGGCUAGAUCAGAGGCAAGAAAAGCUGAGGAUUUGCUACAAGACUUGGGCAUUCCGAGCCCUUCUUCAUCGAGAAAUUCGCCUCGUGGAAUAUUCUGCAGCCGUACAUUGAAUUUGCGGUCCAUUAGUGCCAUUGGAUAUGACAUGGACUAUACCUUGAUCCAUUAUAAUGUGAUGGCUUGGGAAGGGAGGGCUUAUGACUACUGUAUGGAAAACCUUAAGAAUAUGGGUUUCCCUGUUGAUGGACUUGCCUUUGAUCCUGACCUGGUAAUUAGAGGCCUUGUCAUAGACAAAGAGAAAGGCAAUUUGGUUAAAGCUGAUCGAUUUGGUUACAUAAAAAGAGCUAUGCAUGGUACCAAAAUGUUAUCUACUCGAGCUGUUAGUGAGAUGUAUGGGAGAGAACUGGUGGACCUGCGAAAGGAGAGUCGAUGGGAGUUUCUCAAUACACUGUUUUCUGUGUCUGAAGCUGUGGCCUACAUGCAGAUGGUUGACAGAUUGGAUGAUGGAACUAUACCGGCAGAUCUUGCUCUUGAUUAUAAAGGGCUAUAUAAGGCUGUUGGAAAAGCUCUCUUCUGGGCACAUGUUGAAGGUCGCCUUAAGAGUGAGAUCAUGUCUAAGCCUGAACUGUUUGUGGAGCCUGAUCCAGAAUUACCUUUGGCACUUUUGGAUCAGAAGGAGGCUGGCAAAAAACUUCUACUAAUUACCAACUCAGAUUAUCUUUACACAGACAAAAUGAUGCGGCAUUCUUUUAAUAGAUUCCUUCCCAACGAUAUGGGUUGGCGAGAUCUAUUUGACAUUGUAAUAGUCUCAGCAAGAAAACCAGAGUUCUUCCAAACAUCACAUCCCAUGUAUGAAGUGGUCACAGGCGAGGGCCUUCUGCGUCCAUGCUUCAAAGCUCAAACUGGUGGUUUGUACUCAGGGGGAAGUGCACAAAUGGUUGAAAAUUCCCUAGAUAUUCAUGGAGAUGAAAUAUUGUAUGUUGGCGACCAUAUUUACACUGAUGUCAGUCAAUCAAAAGUCCAUCUGCGAUGGCGAACAGCAUUGAUUUGUCGAGAACUGGAAGAAGAGUACAGUGCCUUGAUUGGUAGCCGUGGUUAUAGAGAAUCAUUGGUGGAGCUUAUUAGUCAAAAGGAGGUUGUAGGGGAUCUCUUUAAUCAACUUCGGCUGGCUCUGCAGAGGCGAAGUAAAGACCGUCCUGCUCAAACCCUAGCAGCAACUAAUCUGGAUGAUGAAGACCUCACUGAUAGCAUGCAAAAGCUACUUAUUGUUAUGCAAAGACUGGAUGAGAAAAUUGCUCCAAUGCUGGAGGCAGAUGGGGAGCUCUUCAAUUCAAGGUGGGGUUUUCUAUCUCGUGCUGGGCUGUGGGAUAAAAGCCACUUGAUGAGACAAAUUGAGAAAUAUGCUGAUAUUUAUACAUCUAGGGUGUCAAAUUUUUUGUAUUAUACACCCUUCAUGUAUUUCCGCUCUCAGGAACAGAACCUUGCGCAUGACUCAUACACAUACUAUUGUUCACAACUUUAUAAUGAGAAUUCUUCCUAGAGCAAAAUGGAAGAUAAAGGAGGAUAAGUAGGAGAAAUAAGAGUCUGCUGUUGACAUUAUGAUCAGAUGUUCAUUGUAACAGUAUUUAAUGCAGUGAUGAUGAUAACGAUACCUUGUAUUAUUUAAACUGAUAUCAACCCUGUGUAGACCCCGGUAGCAUUUUUCCCUUGGUCAAGUGGUGUUUUAGUUGGCCACUGGUUAUAGAAACCCAAGCAAAGGGAGGAAAAUGCCAGAAUUUUGUUUCCAACUGGAAGGGAAAUUGGCAUGAAUUGAAUUAUAAUUCAGCAACAUUCUUCAUGUAACCAGAUUGACAAUUUGGCAAAACGUGGGAAGUCACUAUUCACUAGUGUAUCCUAUAUUUCGUUUUUAUGAACUGUCUUCCCACCAUCAUGAUA
Glycine soja is the source of this 2426-nucleotide messenger RNA. RefSeq names its product 5'-nucleotidase domain-containing protein 4-like. The transcript has 17 exons. NCBI's taxonomy places the organism in Eukaryota, Viridiplantae, Streptophyta, Magnoliopsida, Fabales, Fabaceae. The record is from RefSeq and is a predicted model, not a curated record. Gene Ontology annotation, molecular function: 5'-nucleotidase activity. The coding region runs from base 154 to 2031 and encodes 625 amino acids.